UGUAAAGAAGACAAGUCUGUUACUUGAAAGCUGUUUUCUGGAAGUAACAGCUGAGGUACUGGGUUUUCGUCUUUAUAGCAUACGAUGCUCGCUGUUUCACAUUUUUCACCACAAAACGUGGAAGAAAUGAAUACAUUACCAGGAAAGAUUGGUAGUGCUGUAUUCCCCCGGAUUGUAUCCCCAGCAAAGAGUGACUUUGAAGCUGUAGAAGCACUCAUGUACAUGAGUUGCCAUGGGAAUCCAUUUCCUAAAGAAUAUAUGGAACUUCGCCCAUUGACACCGGCAUCUGAUCUGUCAGAAGACAUGGAAGAUGGCACACUACCAAGUGCUCCAGAAUUUCAAAGCUUGCCACCAUUUUGCUUGACUCCCCCAUACAGCCCUCCUGAUUUUGGAACCCCUUCUGUUAUCCAGUCAUCCAUUGCAGCACCUACUACUGUUUUGUCUAAGUCCACUUUUGAAGGCCCAAGAAGACUAGAAGCAAGCUGCACAGAUUACCCCAUUCAGAGUAAGUCGCCUCCACCUUCCGCUUCUCCAGCAUUCCAGCAAAAGGCUCAGGCAACCAGCGUGAUUCGUCACACAGCAGAUGCACUGAAGGACAGCAAUUUUUAUACAACAAACAUAGAAAAAGUCCAUGAACAAAACAAUUCUGUUUCUGAAAUGGAUUUGUUCAACUCCAGGGACAUUGGCAUGAAGAUUCUGCCUUGUGCAGUGGUGUCUCCAAUAAAGGCACACAAGGAAGUAGUUGAAGAUAAAAAGUCAGAAAACUAUGCUUCACGUUUGUCAGCUGUUGCUAGCAUCUCUCCAGUAACUGUUGGAAGGCAACACAAUUCUGCAUUGCAACCAUCUUGUAACUUGACCCCUGUAGGAGUGACACCCCUACCCGUUUUAUACCAAAUGGUUCCAGUCAGCACUAGCCCUGUUGUAGCAGCUGUUGUCCAGACUUCUGUAUCUAACCAACAACAAGGUGUCUGUCAGCCUGUUGUAUUCAUGGCACCAGACACACCUAAAGGUACUGUAAUGUUUGUUUUGCCCCAGGCAGUCAUACAGAAUGCCAAGCAGCCUGUGUGUGGUCCAAAUGGAAUUAAACUGUCCCCUAUUGCUCCUGCGCCUAUGAACAUAUCUUCUAUUCAGAGAAUACAUCCACAGGCUGAGUUAAACAGAAUUAGAAGUCACGUGUGUGAACAUGAUGGAUGUGGGAAGACAUAUUUCAAGAGCUCCCAUCUUAAAGCCCACAUGAGAACACACACAGGAGAAAAACCAUUUAGAUGCAACUGGGAAGGCUGUGACAGAAAAUUUGCACGAUCUGAUGAACUGUCUCGACAUCGUAGGACACAUACUGGUGAAAAGAGGUUUGUGUGCCCACUGUGUACGCGUCGCUUUAUGAGAAGUGACCAUUUGACCAAACAUGCACGCCGUCACUUGUCUGCCAAAAAGCUUCCGAACUGGCAGAUGGAAGUGAGCAAGCUGAGUGACAUAGCUGCACCUUGAAAAUUCUUCAUUAGCUCAUUUGCAAUAUGAUUAUGUGUGUAGACAUGGUGCAGAUAACCACUUCCAGGUGCCAUGCAAACACCUACCCUGCAGCUCCGUGGUUCAUUUGUGCCAGCACUAGAUGGAAGGAAGUAGCACACGAUGCAGGAUGUACCCACCACGUGGGUGUUAUGUACUGAACAUUGAGUUGGACCAGCAAGUAUCGUGCCAGAUAAGAAGCAAGGUGUGUGUUCAGAAGAAGGACUACAUGAUCAGUUAUUAUGUACUGGAACUUAUAAACUGCAGCAUUUGCAGUUUUUACUGUUAUUUAUUGCUUUGUUACGUCAACAUUUAUUGGUCAAACUGAAUGUUUGCAGCACCAUUAGCUGCAGUUGUGUAAACCAGGUGGGAAGUAUGGGUUACAUCUCUUAAGUGGGAGGGGAUCUGCUGGUUGGCACAUUUUGAAGGAAUUAAAUAGUGCCAAAAUAAUUUUCAGGUAUCGUGUUAUGAAGCAGAAGGUUGAAAAGUGCAUGCAACUGUGCAAUUUUAAUGCAAGAUUAGUGAUAGAAGUCUUUUCACAGAGCUGUGCAGCAUAGUUCAUUCCUGUUUUAAGGACCAUUAUAUAUAAUAUAUUACUUUAACAUGUUUGUUUACAGUCUUUAAAAUGCGUCAUAAUGUUUGUCAUUUUAGGUUAGAUAUUAGUUGUAUGUCCAAGCAACUAUACUGAUAUGAAGUCGUUUUUGAAUAGAAUAUUCCCGUCUUUGCAUGGGAUCGGCACUAAUGGGCCUGUUCUGUCUUGCUGACAGAAGCACCAGCAGCUGUUGCUGGGGCCCAUUCCUGAUAUUUUUCAGAGUUCUGAAGACAAGCAAUUGUGGCCAAUCUUUUGACUCAAGAUACUUUCUGGUUGCACCACUGAAAGGUUACUUCACCUUACUGAUAUGUUUUUUUUUUUUUUAGCAGGUUGUGUGGUAUUUGGGUUAUAGCUAUUACCAUGUUGGUCCUGCUUUUAAUUCGUAACUUGGAAAAAUAGGCAACAAGAUGCUCAUGCUAUUUAUUCCGGAGAGAGAGAGAGAUGCAAAUGAUGUCGAGGGACAGGUGUAGCCUGCCCUGUACAGAUGGAUUCUACAUUUUUGAUCUUUGUUUAAGUCACGCCAGUUCAUCUGCUUAAUUGAAGGCCUCUCGUAGCUGUUAAUUUACAAAAUGUUGUACAUACCUUUAAAAGCUCCGUUUUGGAAAUGGGUCAAAUUUAGCUGACUGAAAAUUUAUAAAAGCCACUGGGUCGUUUAAAGCAUUUUCUAUUAGCACCUUUAUGAAGUGCAGCCGUUAUUAUAUUGGUAUGACUGCUUUAGCAGAAGUGUGUUAUUUUCAAGCUAUUUAUUUAUUUAAUUGGCAUUGGCCUUCAAACACAUGCGUUUCUGUGAGGUAUUCACAACCCAAAGAUGCACACUAAAGAGUAAUUUUUUUUUCUUGUAAAUGCUGCAAUAAGAGUUUAUUUGAAAGGUGUGCUGUUCUGCUUAAGUAACCUCUGUAAUGUUGCCUUGCAGACCAGAAUGUUACUUAAUGAGAUUACUUUUGUGAGACUACUUCGUUUGCACACUGUUUAUUACAUGACAUAUUAUGUUUACAUAUUGAAUAAAAAACAUGUUUUUUA
Molecule: messenger RNA, 3118 nt
Organism: Protopterus annectens (West African lungfish)
Lineage: Eukaryota; Metazoa; Chordata; Ceratodontiformes; Protopteridae
Gene: KLF10
Product: Kruppel like factor 10
Exons: 4
Coding region: 85-1488 (467 amino acids)
Biological process (GO): regulation of transcription by RNA polymerase II
Molecular function (GO): RNA polymerase II cis-regulatory region sequence-specific DNA binding; DNA-binding transcription factor activity, RNA polymerase II-specific
Source: RefSeq, a predicted model, not a curated record